UUAAAUCCCAGACAUCGAUCAGAUCUGACAUCGAUGUGUAUGUCUGGAGAUUAAAAAGAAUAACAAAAUUUUCUAAACACAAUUAUUAUUUAUAAAGAGAUAAAAAUUAGUUUUUGAAUUUAGAAAAUAAAAAAUAAUGGUUAUAACUGAUAAACAUCAUCUUCCAACGGAAGAGGAAUUAACCGUUGAAGAAGUUAAAUUAAGUUUUCCGACUCUUCAAGCAGGAGCUUUUCAUCUCGGAAAAUAUUGUCAGCCACAAAAUAAUGAAUUUAUGUUAUGUCGUGCAGAGUAUCCAAACGAUUGCCGACAAUGUAUAGAUUAUGGCAAGGAGGUUACUUCUUGUACAUUAGAAUUUUUUAGGAAAUUAAAGAAGACAUGCUUAAAUGAAUUUACAACGUAUGUGAGAUGUAUUGAAAGAUCCAGUGGGGAUUAUCAAUUUCAUCCAUGUCGUAGAACACAAAAGGUGUUGGACAAAUGUGUGUUGGCUAAUUUUAAUAUCGAGCGUCCAAACAUUGAAUACUAUUCGGCGCCAAAAAUUGUGGACACAAAGAGACCACCGCCACCAAAGGACCCAAAACUCAAAUUUCCAGACGCAACUCCCGGUUUAUCGGAAGACGCACCACUACCAGAAUCAUCAUACCCGUAUCGUGAAGUCUUCGCUUAAGAAAAAAGAAACGAUAA
Leptopilina heterotoma is the source of this 681-nucleotide messenger RNA. It is a transcript of the gene ND-19, whose product is annotated as NADH dehydrogenase [ubiquinone] 1 alpha subcomplex subunit 8. Lineage: Eukaryota; Metazoa; Arthropoda; Insecta; Hymenoptera; Figitidae. The record is from RefSeq and is a predicted model, not a curated record. Gene Ontology annotation, biological process: mitochondrial electron transport, NADH to ubiquinone. The transcript is spliced from 3 exons. Bases 137 to 664 code for a protein of 175 amino acids.